AUGUCUGUGCCAAAUAUCUAUCCAAUCCAAACAACCAAUGGUAAAGUUUUGAAGGUGUACUGUGAUAUGACGUCAGAGCAGGGGAUGGUGUGGACUUUGAUCGAGUCAUUUGCUCUUUCGGCAAAAAAGAAGUACAAAGCGGCACCAUUGACAAUGGAUUUUCCUUCCAACGAAGAAAACCCUCCCAACUGGUCUGACUAUCGCUUGUCACGCAAUACAAUGCAACACGUCAAACGUGACGCUACUCACUGGAGAGCCUCUUGUAACUAUGACAAGGAUAGACUGAUGAAAACAGACUACAUCCGGGGACGUCUGAGUGAAAUGGAUAUCCUGACGUACUUGGGGGGUUUCACAUGUGCUAGAGUCGAGUACAUCAACGUGCGUGGAAUCAGCUGUCAGAACUGUACCACUCAUUUCAGGCAAACCUCUGUUCUGCAUGCAUUUGUUGAUAGUGGGUAUGGAUUGAACAUCGGUUGCCAAUGGAAUGGAAGACAUGGAGCUGUUCGUUACUGGUGCGACAACUUUGGAAGAUACGAUAUUAUAAACCCAGCUCAUCGAUGUCCAUCUUCGUUAUCAUCAACUACGCAGUGGUGGCUUGGUAAAGAGGUCUAA
Messenger RNA from Actinia tenebrosa (Australian red waratah sea anemone), 612 nucleotides. RefSeq lists its product as uncharacterized. The record is from RefSeq and is a predicted model, not a curated record. NCBI's taxonomy places the organism in Eukaryota, Metazoa, Cnidaria, Anthozoa, Actiniaria, Actiniidae.